This is a messenger RNA of Ectocarpus siliculosus, 1631 nucleotides long. The record is from the annotation of a GenBank genome assembly. Lineage: Eukaryota; Phaeophyceae; Ectocarpales; Ectocarpaceae.
AUUGUCCCAUUACACGUUUGCAUACGUAUCACUGCUGUAUCACCAUUACCGCGCUGCUCCCUAUUCAAACCCGGCACAGACCAUGAGUAUCAAGGAUGGAUGGUUCUCUGAGACCGAGGUACUGUGGCCCGGGCAAAAAUUUUCUCUAGAGGUGAAGGAGGUGCUAUUCCAUGAGCGAUCAGACUUUCAAGACGUGCUGGUGUUUGAUUCAGUGCACUAUGGUAAAGUGCUCGUCCUGGAUGGGGUGAUCCAGCUCACUGAACGAGACGAGUGCUCGUAUCAAGAGAUGCUCACCCAUAUUCCGUGCUUCGCGCAAGGCCACCCCAAGAAGGUUCUUAUCGUAGGAGGCGGGGACGGCGGGGUACUUCGGGAGAUAGCCCGUCACCCCGGAGUGGAAACAAUUCACAUGUGCGAGAUCGACUCUAUGGUGUGCGAGGUGUCCAAGCGUUUCGAAUUUUGCACGGCGUCUGCCUUCGGCGAUGCGCGCCUCAAGCUUGUGCACGAAGAUGCCGCAGAAUUUGUCAAGAAAGAGGGUAACAAUGGGUAUGACGUUAUCAUCGUGGAUUCAUCCGACCCCGUCGGUCCUGCGGAAACCCUCUUCCAACCGAGUUUUUACCAAAACAUGAAGCAGGCUCUGGCGCCUAUGGGGGUCAUCGCAACGCAAGGGGAAUGCCUGUGGCUGCACCUGCCGCUGAUCACCACCGUCUUGCGUGCAUGUGCUGAGAUAUUUGGCUCUGUGGACUAUGCCUUCACAACGGUGCCCUCGUACCCAUCUGGACAGAUCGGAUUCGUUCUUGCAAGUGUGGAAGAGCGAGAUUUAUCGACGCCAGCAUCUACUCCCAAUGCUGCAAUGACGGAAGUGCUGAGAUACUACAGCCCGGAGGUUCACCAGGCCGCCUUCGUUCUUCCCGUCUUCGCAGAAAAAGAAAUAGCAGGCGUCAGGCGGCGUUCUUCUAAAGAAUAAGAAACGCAAACGUGGCUCGCUAACCACGAGUACAGGAUGCGCGGCACUAACGCCCAAAUCCCGUUCCAGUUUUGGGCGUGGACAUAGCUGUGUGUGUGCUUUUGUGAAGAAAAGGCUAAACUUGAGAGUUUUCAGCCCGUGGGAGAUAGCUUAACUACUGUGCGUACCAAAGUAUCUCUUUUCCUUGACGUUUUUCUCUGGCUCGAUUGAAAUGGCACACUCUUGGAUAAUUUCAGGGUAUUUCACGUAGCGUUUUUUUUCCACGGAGCAGAGCGGAGCGAUUAAUUCCGCUCUGUGAUACUUUCCCUUGAGAAAAACCGCUCCGUGACAUGAUAAAUAAAACCGCUCCGCUCCGUGGAGCUUCCCAUCAAUCCGUACAAGCGUUUUUUCCACGGAGCGGUUUGAGCUAGUCCGUCACAGGAGCACGGAUAAACCGAAACCGCAGUACAGUCACGGUUUUCCAACGGGUCACGGUAUUUUUUUUUUUUCUAUAUUCACAGCUAGAGGUAUUAGGUAUUACAAGUAGUACUGAUGAGUUUCAACGAGAGGCAAGUAAGGAACCAUCUGCUGUCGUACGUGUUGCAGGAACUUAGGAGGAGUCGAGGAGGUAUCGAUGCGGGGAAUGGUCCCUUUCUGAAUAAUUGAUUAAAUUCCAACUUUUUUUGUC